CGUCGCUCGAUGUGUGACAUGUUAACUUACCGAUUUAAAAGGCCACAUACAGUACUCGUUGUUGCAAUAUUAAGUUAGUGAAGCAGUUUUCGUGGGUUUCCACUCUGUUAGUCUUUAAGAUCGAGGAGCAAUUCAUUUCCUUUUCUAGUGUGCUGUUUGCAAACCCGCCCCAUUUCAAGACAGUUGGGCAGGCGGCGUGCGAGGGGCGCGUCGUGGAGGCCCAACUGUCAAACAGCGGGGCGUGCCUACCAUUUCAACAAGUGCAAAAUAAGUGAGAGGUGCACAGUAGCUGGGGCUUAAAACACUAAGCCAUCAGUUAAAUAAAGCUAAGCAACGUAAACCCUAAACAAAAUGACACUGAAGUGAUCACACGGUAGUUGAGAGAUGUUCAUAAGUUCUGUUUUUUAAUUAUCGUGAGACUUCUGUAAGACAUCUGUCUGCCCAUAGAUUAGUAUGGGUAGUGAGUUAAAAGAAACUAGGAUGGCGCUGACCCAAGAGGAUGAUCGUAAAGUGAAACAAAGUACUAUCAAGACAGAGGAAUUGAAACAAAGAACUGUGAUAAAUUCCUUAUUCUCUGGAGCAUUUGCUGGAGCUGUGGCCAAAACAGCAGUAGCACCAUUAGACAGAACAAAAAUCAUGUUUCAAGUUUCUUCAAACAGAUUUUCUGCCAAGGAGGCCUAUAAGUUGAUUUACCGUACAUACUUAAAAAAUGGAUUUUUCAGCUUGUGGAGGGGAAAUUCUGCCACUAUGGUUAGAGUGGUUCCAUAUGCUGCAAUCCAGUUCUGUGCACAUGAGCAGUAUAAGGUCAUCCUGGGAAGCUACUAUGGUUUUCAAGGAAGAGCACUACCACCUAUACCAAGAUUUAUUGCAGGUUCAUUGGCAGGCAUAACUGCUACUAUGUUGACUUAUCCACUGGAUUUGGUACGUGCACGGAUGGCUGUAACACCCAAAGAAAUGUAUAGUAACAUUCUGCAUGUUUUCAUUCGGAUCUCACGGGAUGAAGGAUUAAAGACUUUAUAUCGAGGUUUUGCUCCUACAGUACUUGGUGUGAUUCCAUAUGCUGGGCUUAGUUUCUUUACCUAUGAAACACUGAAGAAACUACAUGCAGAAUACAGCGGUCGAUCUCAGCCAUACCCAUAUGAGAGACUGAUAUUUGGUGCUUGUGCUGGACUUAUAGGUCAGUCAUCUUCUUAUCCUCUGGAUGUGGUACGUCGACGAAUGCAGACAGCUGGUGUAACUGGUCAUGCUUACAGCACCAUUAUUGGCACUAUGUGGGAGAUUAUCCGAGAAGAGGGGCUUAUCCGUGGCUUAUACAAAGGACUAAGCAUGAACUGGGUAAAGGGGCCCAUUGCAGUAGGAAUCAGCUUCAUGACAUUUGACCUUACACAGAUUCUCCUCGACAAACUUCAGAAACAAGGUUAUAUUGCUAGGUAAUGGGAUAGCAAUGACAAGGCAUUAACAAAAAUGUAUUUGAAUGUGGGAGUCUGAAAAAUUUCCUUCACAGAGCAGAUGACUCCUGAGCUUUAGGGCAGUGUAUUUUUUAUGCUGUGUGUCCAUUUUUGUAGCACAGCAAAGCCCCUUGUCAGUAUUCAUAUCUCUUAUUGAUUACUUGCAAGGCUUUUUCAGGUUAUUGGAGAGGUGAGCUAACCGAGCCUAAGUAAUUGUCCCAAGGGAAGGAGUACUAACUGAUGGGCACUGCUUAGUAUUUAAAGUACAAUUCAGGUGCAAAUUCAGUAUAGUGAAAACCCUGGAGCAUCUGGGAAAAAAAAAUAAACAAUCUUCUGCUGUCUCCCCGUACGUCAGAGGAGGUUUUACAGCUCUUUUACAUGCGUUCAUGUAUUUACGUGCUGUUGUAUACUUUAUUCAAGCUUAAGGCAGUGCCAUCUUACAUUUUCACCAAUGUACUGUAGAAAUCCAUGGUGGCUGAGUAGGGGACAGAUUUUCAGGCAACUCUGAAGGUGGUCACGUACCUGAUUUUGAAGAUUGCUCUCAGAAAGGUGUUUUUUUUUUUCAGUGCAUGGAUUGAUGUUACAUGCAAAACCAUCUGGUUUAAAUGCCUCAAGGUACACUAACUGCAUUUCUCAGCAUUUGUUUGUGUGCAAAAAUUCUACUACUGUAGUAUUUGUUCUUAUGUUUUUGGUAGUGGCUAAAGGAGGAACUUUAUUGCAGUUACAGUGAAAAUAAUUCUGUUGACUACUUAGAGAAUAACAUUUCUGACACUUAGAAAAUCUGAAACUGCAUUAAAAUAUUGGAUGCAAACUGGAAGUUUGGUGACCAGUAUUAGUGCACUGUGACAUGUCAUUUUCAACAAAUAUUUUGCAGAUAUGAUUUGCACAUAAAAUUGCUUCUGUGCUUUGCCUGCCACAAAGAAAAAAAAAAUUACUGAUGUUUUGUGCUACUUAGCAACAGUAAGGGAUGCCAUGUUGAUACAUCCAGAGAAGUUAAUGUAUAACAAGUGGCAGGCAACUUGUGUAUCUUUUUAACAUUAUAACUCAUGACCAUCUUGGAAGUUGCUGGCUGCUAAUUUCUAAACUAUUUUAUAUUUUUGGAGGGGAAACUAUUGGACUGUACAUUAAUCUGAUGGUGCCAGAAAUACUUUAGUAAUGAAUUGGCAACUGCUGCUUUAAUACGCUGCUGAGACACAUUGUUUUUAAUGGGGAUCAGUAUGAGCCACAAAAUCAUGUUUUGAAAUUUGGCAGUACUACAUGUAUUCAUUGUAAGAAAAUAUAUGUGAAAUGUGACAGAACUUCAUUGUUUGGGGGAG
Messenger RNA from Protopterus annectens (West African lungfish), 2764 nucleotides. It is a transcript of the gene SLC25A42, whose product is annotated as solute carrier family 25 member 42. The coding region runs from base 454 to 1434 and encodes 326 amino acids. NCBI's taxonomy places the organism in Eukaryota, Metazoa, Chordata, Ceratodontiformes, Protopteridae. The transcript is spliced from 8 exons. Gene Ontology annotation, biological process: transmembrane transport. The record is from RefSeq and is a predicted model, not a curated record.